AUGUAUAUCUAUAUGUCUGUAGAGAGAGAGAGAACAAUGUAUAGAUGUGCUGCAACUGCUUCAAAGCAGCGUAUUAAUAGUUUGGUUGCAAGUCAAGUAACAGCUACUUUGACUGGUACCAAAGGAGGUUCAUUGGUAGUCUCCAAAUCAUCAUAUUGUACUUCUUCUAAAAAGGAUGACAAACCUGAUGGUGUAACAACUACUCCUAAAACAACAACCAACCAAAAAAAAAAGAAAGAAGAUCCAUCAGACAAUUACAAGAAUCUUUUAAAGAAUUUUGAACAAAGAUUAGAUACUAAAAAAGAAGAUCAACAAACAACAAAAGAUCAACAACAACAACCACAACAAUCAUCGUCAUCAUCAAAAGAACAACAAUUACAAAAGACAUCAGACAAACCAUCACUUAAAAAGAUAUCAAAUAUUCCAGCAUUUGAUGCAAGUUUUGCAUCUUACAAUGGUGGUGGUUUGGGCAUGUAUAUGGCCGAGCAAGAGGCUGAUGAAGAUACUGCUGCCGACGAAGAGUUUGAUAUUGAAGAGUUUAAAAACAUGAGAUUCAACGAACACGAAGACGUGAUUAUCGAGGAUGUCGAAGACGAGGAUAUCAUGAUCGAAGACUAUGAGUUGGAUCGUGACGACUAUGGUGGUGACAUUGUCGACGACCUCUUGGAGGAGAGUCAAGCCAUCGAAUAUGAAGAAGAUGGUGAGGACGGUGACGGUGUUAAAUUGUCCAAGGGCGACGAGGCAGACUUGGACGAGGACGCCGACGACGACCAAGACGAAGAGUUUAUCGAUGAAUACGAAGAAGAUGAUGACGAGUUGGACGACGAACUCCUCGACGAUGCCGACAAUGAUGGCGAUCUCAUCGGUGAAGAGCUUUUGGACAAGGAGUUGGACAAGUUGUUGUCAAAGAAGGAUCAAGAGUUUGCUAUGGCCGAGUUUGACAAUAUCCAAGAGGAAGAAGACGACGAGCCACAAGCCGAGUUUGAAAUGCAAGAUAUGGACGAAGCAGCCGAGUUGGAAGUAGAAAGAGCCACAGAAGACGACGAUGAGGAUGUUGUCGUGCCACAAGAUAUCGCCGAAUAUCUUGACCUCGAGGAUUUGGACCGUCAAAACCUCUUUACUCAUACCGAAAAUCUUGAACUAUUCAUGAAGAAUUUCGAUGGUGAAGAAGGUAUCUUGGAAACACUCGAAAAUGAAUUAAGACAAGAUGGAAAACAAGAAGUCGACGAAAUCGAUCAAGACGACGACGAUGAAGAUGAUAUGAUUCAAGUAGAGGAAGAGAUUGACUUGGAAGAAAUCGAGGAAGAUGAAGAGGAUGAGGGUUUGGAGAUGGACGACGAUUUGGAAGAGUUUGAUGAAGAUGGAGAGGAAGAGGUAGACUAUGAUAAUCUGUCCGAUGAAGAGACCGAUCUUGCUGUCCGUGCCGAAUCAUUGAUCAAGGAUUUGCCAACACUGCCAUUCCACGAAGAACUUGCUAUUGCCCAAGAAGAGGGGUUGACUCCAUUUGACCAACGUUCGGCCGACUAUGGUAAGCUGACCAAGGACAAGAUGCGUGUAUUCACCAAGAACUGGGAGCAAGGUCUUUUGCAAGACUCUCUCGAGACCUUGUUUGCCGAUGACAUGGCUCAACUUGCCAGCACACAGGAUCCUAGCAAGGUGCCAUACAUCUUUGACCCCAAGCUCAUCAAAGAGUACAACGACGACGUCAACGAAAAGUUGGGAGACCAGUUCCUCGAACACCACCAACGUCUCGAGCUUGUCCAAGAGCUCAUUGACGCCGACCCCGAGGACUCGCCAACCAUCGAGGACUACAUAAAGUUGGAGCAACACCAAGACCAAGACCAAAUCGCGUUGCCAGAGUCUGCCAAGCAAAAGGCCAAGCUCAAGGCACUGCUCACCAAAUACUCGGUCGAGGAAACCAAGGCUAUCGUCCAAGACAACAUUGCUGGAAAUGAUGCAUUGGAUGCCGGCCUUAUCACACCCCAAGAAUACUUGGUUCAACCAAAGUCCCAGCAAGAAAUCAACUUUUACAACUUAAAUACUAUAGAGUCUACUGCCUUUGAAACUGUUGCUGCCGAUGGUAAAAAGGUUGUUGGUGCUGUUGGUGGUGUUGUUGGUGGUGCCGUCGGUGGUGUUGUGACUACUGCUGCCACUGAGAUGUUUGUCCCAACAAGCGACGUCAUUUCAAAGGAAGAUGAUGCCAAAUGGGACGCUCAAUUGGAAGCUCAAAUCGUUGAUGCUAUGGACCAAACCAUUGCCCAAGACUACAAGCAACAAGAAGCUCAAGAAUUGUUUGAUCAAGAGGAACACGACAAGUACAACGAGAUAUUAAAGGAGGGAACCGAUUACGAACCACCCAAUAUCACCGUCGACAGUAUCUUCCAACUCUCUGAAGACAAUGAGUUUUACAACUCACCAUCACUCGUCAAGGACUUUGGUGUACGUGAACCACACACCUAUGCCGAGAUGAGAGUUGCCUUGGUCGAUGCCCACACCUCGCAAAUGGGUAUUGAAAAGGAUGACGAAGAAGACGAUGAAUUCCACGAUCCAAAUGCCAUCAUCAACACCAAAUACGAGUAUCUCAAAAAGAUGGAUCUCUACGAACAAGAGUACAAGCGUGAUGUUGAGAACCAAGAGAUGCAAGUCUAUGACCAAAGUGCCGUACAAGCCGACAUGGAACGUCUCACCGAACAACUCGAUCUCGUCAUCUCUCAAGACAUUGACAAUAUUGUCGAAGAAAAGGUUACUCCCGCUCAAGUCUUGGCUGCUCUCAAGUUGGGCAAGGCUAAAGAUUUUGAAAUCAAUGAAAAUGAAGAGUCAAGCGGUGCCAUUGAAAUCACCGAAGAAAACAUUGAACAAUUACUUGCUCAAGCCAACGAUUGGAACAACACCUCAGACAUUGAUCAAAUCGUUCGUGAAUUGGGUCAAGAAGUAGCCGGACAAGAUGAAGAUGACGAUGGUCUCUACCAUGAACCAACUAUCGACGAGAUGAUCCCAUCUGCUGAACAAGACGUUGAAGAAGAAAUGAACGGUAAACAACAAUUGGUCGAAGAAGAAGAAAAGGAAUUGGAAGAUGCCCUAUCUCAAGAACUCGAAAAAAUCACUGGUGAAAUUGAUGAACAAAAUGGUGUCAGCAGCAGCAGUGGUGAAAAUAAUAAUGGUAUUGAAAAGUCUGAUGAUUCUGCUGAUAUUGAUGCAAAGAAUAGUGAUAUAUUAUUUAAUAAGAGAUUCCUUGAAGAUGGUGAAGAAGCAGAACCAGAAUUAAUUGAUGAAUUGGAAGCAGAUUUUGAAAAGGAACCAUUGUUUGACAAUGAUUUUGGAGAUGAAAAUCAACCGUUACAUGUUGAGGAUAUUCCAACUGUUGCCGAUGUACCAUCAUUGCAACAACUUUUAUUCAAGGAUCAACAGGAUGCAUUGAGAGAGGCUAAACAAUCUGGUGAUGCACCAGUUGUAGGUUCGGUGGAUAUCGAACAAUUCAUCGAAGGAUUGGAUCUCUCCAAGAUUGAACAAACCGGAGCAUUGUCGGCCCAAGACCAAGAAGUGAUGUUUAGCCGUUUCAUCAAGAGUGUUCAAGACGAGAUUGACAACAACUUUGAAGAGUUUGCCAAACAAGAGAUACAAAAUGAAAUCGAUCUGUUGGAUGCCCAAACAGCCGAAGACAUUGUAUUGUACGACGAACAAGGAAACGCCAUCCCACAACAAACCGAGUCGGAUGACGCUGCCGCCGAAAACUUUAACAUUAGCGACGAAGAGUUUAGCGAACUUGUCAAUGACUAUGGUUCGAUGGCACGUACCGAGUUGGGAGUCGAGAAUAUGGAGCUGCCAUUUGAGAUUAUCGAAGUCAAUAACCCCGACCUCGACGUCUACGAAGCCAUGGACAAGAUGGAUCCAAGCGACUUUAACAAGCUCGAGCUCGGUCUCAACAUCACCUCUCCCAAGGGUUUCCUCGAGAUUGGCGAGUACGUAGAGAUGAUCAACGACCAAGAAGACAUGGAAGAGUUGAACGAGCCAAUGGCCGUCCUCACACUCGAAGCCGACAUGUACCUCCGUCGCAAGGAAAAGAAGAUGAAGGUGUUGGCCAAACGUAGAGAACGUGCCCAAAAAUCACGUGAAGCUCAAUUGGCCAAACAUCGUGAAGCCAUUGCCAAUAGUACUGCUACCCCAACCCAACACAUCAAGGGUAAACGUGCUAUGAUUCCAACCGCUGCCGCUGCCAGCAAUACCAUCUAUGUAUCACCAUACGAACCAAAUACCUAUGUCAAGCUUGCCGACAUGAAAGAACAAUCAGAGCACGACCAAGACAUCUUUAGAGACAUUCUCCAACAAAGUCACGUCUCACUCACUCUCAACCCAUUCCACAAUCACGCCCAAACCAAGAGCUCAAUGAAAUACAUUCAAGACCAACUCACCUCUUACAAAGCUCAUGCUGCCUCUCGUCUUGAACAACGUAAGAAUGCCGUACCAUUUGACGACCCAUUAUUCAAAAAGACAGACCUCCUCAUCGAACCAUGGGAUCUCGAACGUUAUGAUGCCGAUUAUUAUGGUGAAAAUGAAGAUGAUAGUGUUGAUUUGGAUAAUUAA
This is a messenger RNA of Cavenderia fasciculata, 4581 nucleotides long. RefSeq lists its product as uncharacterized. NCBI's taxonomy places the organism in Eukaryota, Evosea, Eumycetozoa, Acytosteliales, Cavenderiaceae. Bases 1 to 4581 code for a protein of 1526 amino acids. The transcript is spliced from 3 exons. The record is from RefSeq and is a predicted model, not a curated record.